This is a messenger RNA of Parnassius apollo (apollo), 27231 nucleotides long. NCBI's taxonomy places the organism in Eukaryota, Metazoa, Arthropoda, Insecta, Lepidoptera, Papilionidae. The record is from the annotation of a GenBank genome assembly.
UUGAACUUCGACAGCGACGAAGCUCCGGUGCCUGAAGACUUUAUCAAACCAACGUUUACGGAGAGACCAGUCAUCAGGCAAUCGGAUGAUGGUACCAAAAUCACGUUCGAAUGUCGAUGUGUUGGCAAACCGAAACCAACCAUCACUUGGUACCAUGGUAAAAAGAUAAUAAAAGAAAGUAAUCGAUAUAAAAUUACGCUUGAAGAGGACCAAACUUUAUAUCACAUGGCGCGACUUGACAUAAUAGGUGUAGAAAAUACUGAUAAGGGAGAAUACAGAGCUGUGGCAAGAAACAAACAUGGUGAAGGCGUAGCAAAAAUUAAUUUAAAUUUUGAAGGUGGAGACAAAGCAAAAAUUCCUGCAGGUAAAGCACCAAGAUUUCCAAAAAAACCAACUAUUGGACAGGAAGGUGAUAUAUUAAUUAUGGAAUGUAUAUUAGAAGCGCAUCCAAUGCCAGAUAUAACGUGGUUUCAUGAAGAUAAAGAAAUUAGAGAUGGCGCAAAAAUGAAGAUGUCACGAAAAGCUAUAGGAAAAGAUACUUUUAAUUUAACAUUAGAGAUUUUAAACCCGACUAGGGAAGACGGAGGAAAUUAUCGUUGUAACGCCUUUAACGUGUUUGGUGAAAGCAAUGCCAAUAUUGCUCUCAAUUUCCAAGGUGGGGAUGAUGAAAAUGGUUUCGCACCAUCAUUUGUGGAGAAACCUCGAAUCAUUCCCAAUGAAGACGGCACUCUCAUAACAAUGAGGUGUGUUUGCAAAGCCAAGCCGGCGGCUGAAGUAACGUGGUACAGAGGCACAACCGUUAUCAAGGCUAGCAGCAAAAUUGAAAUUAAAUCAUCUAUAAUUAGCGAAGACGUAUAUGAAUUAGUAUUGCUCUUAUCUAAUCCAACAGCAGCGGAUGGUGGUUCUUACCGCUGUCAUGUAAGAAAUGAGUUUGGAGAGAGUAACGCUAAUCUAAACCUAAAUAUUGAGGCUGAGCCAGAACCUGAAGGAGAAGGACCCACAUUUGUUGAGAAGCCUACCAUUCAGUCUAAGGAUAACGGUAAAUUAGUCAUAAUGGGUUGCAAAGUAAAAGCUAGUCCCAGACCGACGAUUGUGUGGUACCACGAGGGUAAAGAAAUAAGAGACUCGUCGAAAAUCAAAACCAGGGUUGAAGUUAAAGAAGAUAUUUAUACGAUUGUUUUGGAACUUCUCGACCCUGGUAUUGAUGACUCCGGAUUGUAUAAAUGCAAUAUCAAGAAUGAACUUGGAGAGCUUAAUGCUAAUCUAACGCUCAAUAUUGAAAUCAUUCCAGUUAUCAAAGAGAAGCCAAAGAUCAUUAAAAUAGUUAAGAAGAAGACUGUAAUCGUUGAAUGUAAAGUAUUAAGUAAAUUUGCACCUUCCUGUACGUGGUACAAAGAAUCUAGUGCAGUUAGAGAAGAUUCUAGACAUACUGUUCUUAUUGAACCACUCAGAGAAGGUGAAUUCGCAGUUAAAUUAGAAAUAUCAAACAUUUCCCAACAAGAUAAAGGUUCAUAUAAAUUAGUUGCUAAAAACGAAAAGGGUGAGGCGACAUCGCAACAAGUUGAAAUCACUGAUAUUCCAGAGGAAAAGGGCGAGAAACCACAAAUUAUUAAACAUCUCAGAAGUCUAGCAAGAAAAGAAAAUGAGGAGGCCGAAUUUAUAGCGGUGCUCAAAACAUCCGACCAAUCAUGCAGAUGUACUUGGUAUAAAAAUUCUACAGUAAUAAGAGAGUCAUCUGAAGUGAAUACCUCUUUCGAUGGAACCACUUCCCGCCUGAUUAUCAGAAAAAUGUCUUCUAAAUAUGUUGCAAACUACAGAGUGGUAAUUAGAAACGAAUUUGGUGAAGAUGAAUCCAGUGCCGAUUUAACGCUUGUCGAAGAAAAGAAAAAGAAAAAAGAGGAAGAGGAAGAAGAAACGACAGUAAUAGAAGAGUCGGAAGAAGAAAUGUCAAUUGUUGAAGAAAAAUCAAUUAUUGAAGAAAACCAUAUCGAUGAAAGGAAAGAGGAACAAAUUAAAAAGAAGGAAGAUGAAGAAAAGAAAACAGUUGAAGAAAAGAAAUCAGCUGUUAAAAAAGUUACAAAUAAACAAGAAAUGAAAAUGGAGGAGAGCAAUGAGGAAAUUACAUUUGAAGCUAAAAAAUCCGAAGCACAAAUGGAGGCGAAGAAGGUUGAAUCUAAAACAACAGAAAGGAAAAAAUCUGAAGCUGAAGCUCAAGAAGUUAAGAAAAUCCUUGAAAAGAAGACCGCUAAAACAGAAGAAGAAAAGAAGGCUCUUUUGGAACAAAUCGAAAAGAAAAAGUCUGAACCUGAACCAGAAGCCAAAAUUGAAGGUAUUCCAAAACUCAAGCCAGUUAAACCUAAAGAAGAACCAAAAACUGCAGAAGAAAAGAAACAGACUACUAAAAAGACUGAACAGAAAAAGAAAGUUGUUAAAAAGAAGGUUGUCGCUAAAAAAGAGGCGGAUGAUGAAUUCGACUUCGUUGACGAUUACGAGCGUCCAGUAUUGGAGAAAUAUGAAAGAAUUACACCAACGCCCCUACCUAAAAAACCUAAAAAAGAUGACAUUCCGAAGGGCAAACGGCCAUCAAUGUCAGAUUAUACUGAAAGUGAAGAAAUAGAAGAAAGUGAAGAAGAGACGUCGAUUGCUACUCACACGCUGGAUAAAAAACCAAAAACUUUGUCUAACGAUCAGGUUGAAGAUGAAAGAAGACGACUUAGUAUUAAAAAAGGCAUUCCCAAACCAGAGGAACCAGUUGAUGAGUUAUCGAAAGUUAAGUUAUUAAAGACUCCAACCAAACCAGGCGAAGAUAAUCUUCAAGAGCCGCAGGUUGCUCAGACCAAAAAGUUGGUUAAAAAGCCGGAAGAAGAAAGAGAAUUCGUCGAUGAUUACGAAAGGCCUGAUCUAGAGAAAUAUGAAAAAAUAUCACCAACCGCUACAGAUAGGACCAAAAAACAGAAUGGAGUAGAAGAGGAAGCAAUGAUUGUCGACGAUUACGAAAAACCUGAGUUAGAAAAAUAUGAGAAAGUUAGUAGCACACCUAAAGGCAAACGCGGCUCUAAAGAAAUACAGGAUGAGGCUGAUAUUAUGAAAGGGAAAAUUAAACCUAAAGAGAAAGAAGAGGAACCACAAAUGCCUACGCUUCGUAAACGUCCUGUAACCAAGGACAAGGAGGAUGACAAAAAACCUGAAGAAAAACCAAAGAAAAAAUCGCUUAAAAAAGAUGAGCCGGGAGCCAAAAAACGACCUUCACUCAAAGAAAAGGAGGUCGUGGACGAGGAAUUUAUCGACGAUUAUGAGAGGCCGGUUCUUGAAAAAUACGAGAAAAUCUCUCCAACCCCUAUCGCGAAAAAGAAGAAGGACGAUAAAAAGCCAGAUGACGAAGUAUCAAAUGCAGUUACAGCCAAGAGGCCAUCUGUUAAAGAUAAAGAUAAACCUGAGUCUAUGGAUAUCGAUGAAGAAGUUCAACUGACUAAACCGAAAGCUCCUGCUAAACCCGGUCCUGAGGAUGUUUCUUUGACACAUAAGACACCUGCUGAAAUUACACCAACGGAAGGCGAGGCUGAGGCAAAACUAAACGUAAAAAAACCAGAAAUCAUCGAAGAAAAAACACUUAAGCGACCAUCAGUUAGAGACAAGGACACAAAGAAAGAAAUGAAGCCUAAUGGCAAUAAGUUUCAACCACUCUCGCCGUCAGAUAUUUUAAGGAGAAUAGCUAUUAUUGCUAAGGGAGAGGACACAGAGGAGUCUGUCAAUCUUACCAAGCCACGUACUAAAACAAGCACAACUGCUCCUGAAGAUGCAUCUCUCACGCACAAGACACCAGCUAAGAAAGAGCCAACGGAGGGAUCAGAAGCAGCUCAACUUAAAGUUAAAAAACCAGCUGUUGCAAAAAAAGGACAUAAAGAUGAGGAGCCACUUACAACCCAGGGUGGCAAAUUCGAAAUACCUCAACUAAAGAAAUCUGUUAAGAAAACUACAGAAAAACCUAAACACGCAACACCGGGUACCGAUUCUGCUACACAUGAUGGGUACGAACUUGACUUCGUUGAUGACUACGAGCGACCAGUGCUUGAGAAGUAUGAAAAGAUUUCUCCUACACCUAUAGUUAGGGAGAAGAAGGAAAAAGAGCAAACUACGACUGAAAGUCGAAGAACCUCAUUUCAAUCAGAGACGAACGAAGAAACCAAAACAGAAAGCCGCAGAAGUUCUAUUAUUGAAAACAAAGCUCUUAAGCUGACUAAGGAAACUGCCGAAAGUAGGAAGUCUUCGAUUUCUUCUAUAUCUGAGCAACAAGAGGUGUCCUCUGUAAGAAAAGCUUCUUUAAAGACAACAGUUAAGGAACCCGAAGUAAAUGAAUUAGAGCAAAUAAAACUUAAGAAAGUGGCCAUGAAAGAAGAGAAAUUAGAAGCAGAAGUUAAAAAAGCCAAGGCCACAACUGUUAAAAAGAAAGCAGAAGAACUACCAGAAAUUCCUGACUACGACAGGCCCGAUCUAGAAAAAUAUGAAAAAAUUUCACCUACACCUACUACUAGAGAAAAGCCUGAAAAGGACAAGCCGGCUGAUAAACCAAAAAUUGCCGAAGUGAAAGCUCCUGAAGAACCGCAAGCUCCUACAGCUCCUAAAAUAAAAGAGCCCGCAGAAAAGCCAGCAGCGCCCAAAAUUGAGGUCAUACGUGAGAAAUCGCCUAAACCAGAAAUGCCCAGAAAACCCUCUUUAUCUCCUGCGCCAGCCGCAAGACGUGGCUCACUCAUACCUCCUCCGGAGGAAAUGGGAAGACGUCCUUCUCUCAUUAUUAGCGACGAGGAGAAUAGAAAACUAAGACCUGGUGAGGUGAUCGAAGAGAAGAAGCGACGAAAAUCCGGUGAUGCUAGAAGACCUUCGGUACAAGAUUUGGAAGGCCUAAUUAACAAACCUUCAGUUCCUCUGAAACCCAUCGGAAAUGAAGGCCCACCAGUUAUCGUCGACGCGCCGGAAAGCAACUCUGCUAUUGAAGAUCAAGUGGGUUACCUUACUGUUCAAGUCGAGGGUAAUCCGGCGCCGACAUUCAAGUUCUACAAGGGCGUUACGGAAAUCAUCGAGGGAGGUCGUUUCAAAUAUAUAACAGAUGGAGAAACAGGCCUCAUCACACUUUGCAUGAGAAAAGUGAAGCCCAACGAUGAGGGCAAAUACAAAGUUGUCGUUAGCAACAUCCAUGGCGAGGACUCGGCUGAAAUGCAACUUUACGUGUCCGAUGCUAGUGGCAUGGACUUCCGAGCUAUGCUCAAAAAGAGAAAGUACGAAAAAUGGGGUGGAAAGAAAGAAGACCCCGAUUGGGGAGACCUCAAAGAAACUGAAAAACCAAUUCCACCUCUAAAAAAAGUUGAGAAGAAACCUGAAUCUUUCUUGAAGCCACUUGUAGAUCAAAAUGCAAAAGAGGGUAAAGAUAAGAAAGUGACAUUUGAAGCUAUCUUCACAAAGCCUAACGCCAAGCCAAAAUGGCUCUUCCGCAAGGACGAACUUUUCCCUGGUUCCAAGUAUAAGAUGACUAAUGAGGGAGACUCAUACAAGUUAAUAAUUAUGAAUCCUAAGGUAGAAGAUACAGGCAAAAUCACAAUAGAAAUUGGUGGUAUUUCCAGCACUGCCUUUUUGCAAGUUGAUGAACCUGACCCCACAUAUACCUUCGUAAAGCCUCUAAAGAAGUCUCUUAGUGGAUAUACUAAGCAUGAAGUAAUAUUAGAAUGCGCUGUAUCGAACAGCUUAGCUAUCGUAUCUUGGUGGAAAGGUGACCAGAAAUUAGAAGAUAAUGAUGAAUUCCAAACAUCGAAAGAUUUAUCUGGUGUAUGCAAAUUAACAAUUAAGAAUGCCAAGUUUGAAGACGCUGGUAAAUAUAUAUGCAGAAUAGAGAAACAACCCGACAAGACUGAAUGUGACGUUAAAAUUAUCGAAUACCCGUAUAAAUUUACCAAGGUACUUAAAUCCCAACAAGCGAUUGAGAAAGACACCGUAACGCUUCUUUGUGAACUUGACGAUGCUACUGGUGACGUCAAAUGGUUUAAGAACGACCAGCCACUUAAGGCUGACAAGCGCAUCACUAUCGUUAAGGAGGGUCGCAAACGGAAAGUCGUUAUUAAGGACGCAAAGGUCACCGACGCUGGCAACUUCAAGUGUGUCAGCAAUGCAGACGAGACUUCUUGUGAAUUGAUUGUCAAAUACUCAAAUCGCUUCAACAAAAAAUUGAAGGAUACCGAAGCAGUUGAAAGAGAAAAGGUGGUACUAGAGGUUGAACUUCAGGAUCAAACUGCCGAGGCCGUUUGGUCUUUCAACGGCACGCCAAUUGUACCAAAUGACAGGAUCGAAAUUAAAAAUCUGGGAGGUGGUAAACACCAGUUGAUCUUCAACAAAUUAGAGAUGGAAGAUGAAGGUGAAAUCCUUUGCGAGUCUGGAGAACUCAAGUCUUCUUGCAAACUUACUGUCAAGAAGGGAGAAUCCAAACCUUCGAUCGAAUGCCCUGACGAGUUUAACGGGCCUGCUGGACAUCCUUUCGUCGUUGAAGUGCCUUACAAAAUUUCUGGCACUCGACAAACACCUAUUGAGGCCAAACUGUUUAAAGACGGCAAGGCCUUACCCGCUAAAGAAGUUGAGGUUGUGGUACAACAGGAGAAAGUUCUUUUCAAAAUGAAGAAACCAACCAGAGAAGGAUCUGGUAAAUACCAUAUUAGAUUGUCUAACGCUCAGGGUGAAGAUUCCAAAGACGUCACUAUUACCAUGCAGAGUGCACCAACACCACCACAAGAUGUUGAAGUUUCAGAAAUAUUCCAAACUUCAUGUGUCGUAACAUGGAAAGUGCCACAAGAUGAUGGUGGUUCACCAAUACUGAAAUAUAUCAUUGAGAGACAGGAUCUGUCUCUAAAAGCAGGGUGGGACAAUGUUGCCGAAGUGGCACACGGUGAACCAACAAAAUACAAGGUUGAAGAUCUUAUCGCAAAGAAGACUUAUAAGUUCAGAAUACGUGCCGUCAACAAAAUCGGCUCAAGUGAACCUGGUCUUUUCGCCAAACCCGUGCUGGCUAAAGAUCCUUGGGAUGAACCGUCGAAACCUAAGAGCGUGGAAUUAACGGACUGGGAUAAAGAUCAUGCUGAUCUUAAAUGGCAAAAACCAGAUAACGACGGUGGCGCUCCUAUUACAGGCUAUGUCAUUGAGUAUAAAGAGAAAUUCGGCAAAGACUGGGUACAAGGCAAGGAAGUCCCAGGAGAUUGCCUUGAAGCAACUCAAGAUGGACUUAAAGAAGGCUGCACUUAUGAAUUUCGAGUUCGUGCCAUUAAUAAAGCAGGCCCUGGCGAGCCCAGUGAUAGUACUAAGCCAAUCGUUGCUAAGUGCAGAUUCGUUAAGCCUUUCAUCAUUGGAGAGGGACUUCAGAAUAUGAUAAUCAAAAAAGGACAAGUCAUCUCGUACGAUAUUAAAUACGGAGGAGAACCGGAACCCGAAGUCAGAUGGAUGCACGGAGAAGAGAAACGUGGAAAGGCGUACACAGAGAAGGAAAUUCGUGAUGAUGGUGAGCGCAUCACCAUCGACAAAUACGAAAGAAACACUGUAUUAAAUGUAAGGAAGACGACCAGACCUGACAGCGGUAAAUAUAAAUUGGUUCUGACCAACUCGUCUGGCACCUGUGAAAGCAUAGCAGAUGUUGUUGUGCUAGAUAAACCUAACCGACCUAACGGUCCCAUUGAAGUGGUUGACGUACGAGCUGAAAAGGCAACUGUCAAAUGGCAGAAGCCUGAUGAUUGGCAAGGAUCUGAUAUUACGGGAUAUACUCUCGAAAAGAUGGACAUGGAUACAGGCAAAUGGUUUCCCUGUGGUGAAACUGGCCCAGAGCCUACUGAAUUCACAGUGAAGGGUCUGACACCAAACCACAAGUAUAAGUUUAGGGUUCGUGCAGUGAAUAAGGAAGGAGAAUCUGAGCCGUUAGAAACUGACGGCUUUAUCGUCGCGAAGAAUCCUUAUGAUCCACCAAAAGCGCCAGGCAAGCCUAACAUCAUUGAUUAUGACAACAUGUCGGCAACACUUCAAUGGGAGCCGCCGACUGAUAAUGGUGGUAGACCAGUGUUGGGCUACGUGAUUGAGAUGAAAGAUAAGUUUACUGCUGAUUGGAUAGAGGUUGGAAAACUUACAGAACCUAAAACUGAAUACAAAGUGGAAGGCCUGAAAGAGAAAAUGAUAUACCAGUUCCGUGUAAAGGCCUACAAUAAAGCUGGGGUUGGUGAUGCUUCACAGCCAACAGAAAACCAUCUUUGUAAACAUAGGAACUUGAAACCUCGCAUUGAAAGAAGUACAUUCAAAUCUGUCAUAAUAAAGGCAGGGCGAACACACAAAUGGUCUGUGGAUGUCAUCGGUGAACCACCACCAGAGACCACAUGGUCAUGGCGCGAGAACAUAAAGCUGGUCAACACGGAACGCAUCAAAAUCGAGAACAAAGAGUACCAUACGGACUUCACAAUAGUGAACGCAGUGCGUAGGGAUACCGGGAAGUACACUCUCCGCGCCGAGAACUGCAAUGGAUUUGAUGAGGAGACCGUGGAGCUAACGGUGCUGAGCAAACCCAGCACGCCAAAGGGUCCACUUGAGGUGACAGACAUUCACGCGGAAGGAUGCAAGGUGAAAUGGGAAAAGCCGGAGGACGAUGGCGGUUCACCGAUCAAGGAGUACGAACUCGAGAAAAUGGACCUCGCUACCGGAAAAUGGGUUCGUGUUGGAAGGGUUGCUGGUGAUAAGAAGCCCUUGGAAAUGGAUGUGACUGGCUUGGAGCCCGGACAUCAGUACAAGUUCAGAGUGACAGCCGUCAAUGAUGAGGGCGACUCGGAACCUCUCGAGACAGAAAGACCCAUUCUGGCCAAGAACCCGUAUGAUGUUUCGGACAAGCCCGGCAAUGUGGAAGUUGCGGAUCACGACAAUCAAAGCGCGGAGAUCAAGUGGGAGCCACCGGCGUCCGACGGUGGAGCUCCAAUCCUAAAGUAUAUCAUACAAAAGAAGCCCAAGGGCGGCGAUUGGGAGAAUGCUGUUGAGGUACCGGGAACGGCGACCUCCGGCAAAGUAGAGGGCUUACCUGAAGGUAGUGAGUACCAAUUCCGGGUUAUCGCCGUCAACAAGGCCGGCCCAUCUGAACCCUCAGAGCCGACCAAGAUGACUACUAUAAGACACAAAGCUCUGAAACCACGUAUUGACCGAACGAACUUAAAAUCCUUGGCUGUCCGGGCCGGCAAGCCGAUCUUCUUCGACGUCAACGUGAAAGGAGAGCCAGCGCCUAAAGUUCAGUGGUUCCAGAAGUGGAAGGGAGAAGAGAAGGAGGUGACCCAAAACGUGAUCAACGUGGAUUACAACACAAAGCUGGACGUUAAGGAGUCAGUCCGUUCGAUGACUGGCACGUACCGCAUCCUGGCGACUAACGAACACGGAAAAGAUGAAGCCGAAGUUGAGAUCACGGUGCUAUCAUCGCCAAGCAAACCCGGUGGCCCGCUGAAGGUCACCGACGUCACUAAGAACGGCUGCAAGCUGGCCUGGAAGAAGCCCGAAGAUGAUGGAGGAAAACCCGUCACCGGCUAUGUAGUGGAAAAACUGAACAAGGCGACCGGACGCUGGGUGCCUGUGGGCAGAACUGAUGACACCGAAAUGGAGAUCAAGGGCUUGCAAGAGGGCGAAGAGUACGAGUUCAGGGUGAAGGCUGUCAAUGACGAGGGCGAGUCGGAACCGCUGAAAACCGACCACUCGAUUAUUGCCAAGAAUCCAUACGAUAUACCUGGAAAGCCCUCGGUACCCACAAUCGAGGAUUGGGACGUCGACCGCGUGGACCUCAAGUGGGAGGCGCCGAAGAACAAUGGCGGUGCACCCAUCACUGGCUAUAUCAUCGAGAAGAAGGAGAAGUUCGGACAGUGGCAUGAGGCGCUUGUUACUACGACGCCAGAGUGCAAAGCGCGAGUACCGGAGUUGCGUGAAGGCAAUACGUACCAGUUCCGCGUGCGCGCCGUCAACAAAGCCGGUCCCGGUGAACCCGGAGAGCCGACACAGCCGCACGUCGCUAAGGCUAGAUUCUUGAAACCAUACAUCAAUCGUGACAAGAUGGUGGCGAUACGCGUUCGCGCGGGAACCACGAUCAAGUUGGACGUUGACAUCAAGGGUGAACCUCCACCAACCAAAACUUGGACUUUCGCCAAGAAGGUCAUCGAGACCGGAGUUGGCGUUAAGUUAGAGAACGAAGACUACAACACGAAGUUGCAGAUCUUCGAGUCAUCCUGGAAGAACUCCGGCAUCUACACACUGAAGGCGGAGAACGACUCCGGUGUGGACGAAGCCACUGUGGAAGUUACCGUACUCGACAAGCCCGGAAAGCCGGAAGGUCCGCUGGAAGUAUCCGACGUCCAUGCAGAACACGUGAAGCUAAGCUGGAACAAGCCCAAACACACUGGUGGCCUGCCGCUCAGUGCGUACGUUGUUGAGAAAAUGGACACUCUCACUGGAAAAUGGCAGCCUGCUGGCACCGUCGAACCUGACACUACUGAAGCGACUGUGACAGGCUUGGAACCAGGUCACACGUACCAAUUCCGAGUGAAAGCCCUCAAUGAGGAGGGCGAAUCGGAACCCUUGGAAACAGAUCACGGCAUUUUGGCCAAGAACCCCUACGACGUUCCCGCACCGCCCGGUCUCCCUGAUAUCGUGGACUGGGAUGAAAAGUCUGCAAAGCUCAAGUGGGAGCCGCCUAUCAGGGACAAUGGUGCUCCUAUUACGGGAUACAUUAUCGAAGUCAUGGAUAGAGACAGAGGCGAGUUUGUUAAGGCGGCGGAGAUCCAAGGCAACAUCUGUCAAGGCACUGUACCGAAGCUGGAAGAGGGCAACCAGUACCAGUUCCGAGUACGCGCCGUCAACAAAGCUGGCCAAUCGGAACCUUCUGAAAACACCCACUGGCACACUGCUAAGCCUCGCUUCUUGAAACCGCGCAUCGACCGCACAAACCUGAACCCCAUUACGGUGAAGGCCGGUCUUCCGGUAUCUUUGGACGUAAAGGUCUUCGGCGAGCCGCCAGCCACGGUCACGUGGCACUUUAAAGGCGAAGAGCUGAAAAACGGACCCAACUUGGAUAUUAUCAACGUGGACUAUAAUACAAAGUUCCUUAUGACGAAGAGCAAGAGGGCUAACAGUGGAAAGUAUGUGAUCAAGGCCAAGAAUGAGGUUGGAGAGGACGAGGCGGAAGUCGAGAUUACUAUUCUUGGCAAGCCUUCUAAGCCCAAAGGUCCUUUGGAAGUUUCUGAUGUGACCAAGAACGGCUGCACCCUCACUUGGGAUAAACCAGAAGACGACGGUGGGGCUCCCAUCGAGUACUAUGAAAUUGAAAAGUUGGAUCCACUUACUGGUGCAUGGCUACCUUGCGGCACCGCUAAGGACUGCAAGGCGAACGUGACCGGUCUGCAAGAGGGCAAGCCCUACAAGUUCCGCGUCAAGGCCGUCAACAAGGAAGGCGAGUCUGAGGAACUGGAGACCGAGAAGCCGAUUAUCGCUAAGAAUCCAUUCGAUGAGCCUGGUAAGCCCGGACGUCCAGAGCCGCGCAACUGGGACAAGGACUUCGUGGAGCUGGAGUGGUCGGCGCCUAAGGAUGACGGCGGUGCGCCCAUUACCGGCUACAUUGUGCAGAAGCGCGAGAAGGGCGGAAGAUCAUGGCAAGACUGCCUACGGACAAGUGGCGACCGGCCAACGGGUCGCGUGACCGACGUGGAGGAGGGUCACGAGUAUGAGUUCCGCGUCAUCGCGGUCAACAAGGCGGGCCCCGGGGAACCUUCCGAGCCCAGCCGCUCUGUUGUUGCCAAGCCUAGAUUCCUUGCGCCACAUAUCGAUCGCAAAAACCUUCAAAAGAGAAAGAUUAAGGUUGGUCAGACCCUCAAGAUGGAAGCAGACAUCAAGGGCGAACCUGAACCUACAAUCACAUGGACAUUUAACGACCAAACGCUCAAGACCCAAGAGAGGUUGAAGAUUGAGAGCAAGGACUACCACACUUCGUUUGCUCUGACGAAAGUAACCAGAGCAGAUGCUGGGAAGUACGUGGUAACUGCUAAGAACGACUCGGGAACUGAUACUGUAGAAAUCGAAGUUCAAGUUGUCAGUAAACCCGCUAAACCGAAGGGACCAUUGAAGGUCUCGGACGUUAAAGCAGACGGCUGUAAGCUUAAAUGGGAGCCACCAGAAGACGACGGUGGCGAACCGGUCGAAAGUUACGUUGUUGAACGUAUGGACACUGAUUCUGGAAGAUGGGUCCCAGUUUGUACCACAAAGACCCCUGAGGCUGAUGUGACUGGGCUAAAUGAGGGCAAGGACUACAUGUUCAGGGUCAAGGCUGUUAACCCAGAGGGAGAGAGUGAGCCGCUCGUGACUGAAACUGCGACUACCGCUAAGAAUCCGUAUGGCGAACCCGAUGCCCCAGGCAAGCCCGAAUUCAAGGAUUGGGACAAAGAGCAUGUGGACCUUAAAUGGGAGAAGCCCACCAACGACGGUGGCGCCCCCAUCACCGCGUACAUCGUCGAGAAGAAGGACCGCGACACCGGCAAAUGGGUGAAGGCUGUCGAGGUCCCUGGUAAUAAGACUGAAGCCCGUGUUCCGGAUUUGAUUGAGGGCAAAACGUAUCAAUUCCGUGUGAAGGCUGUCAACAAAGCUGGUCCGGGCAAACCUUCCCAGGCCACAGACAACCUUCUAGCUAAGGAUAGGUUUGCACCACCUAAGAUCGACCGUACGAACAUGCGCGACAUCACCAUCAAGGCAGGACAGAUGAUCAGGCUGGACGUUAAGGUCAGCGGUGAGCCUGCACCAACUAAGACCUGGUUCCAAAACAAGGAGCGUCUUUCGACGCGCGACGACCUGUCCAUAGACACCGAGGAUUACCGCAUCAAAUUAUCAGUGGUCGUUGCGUCCCGCAAGCACAGCGGCACGUACGUUCUCAAAGCGGAGAACAGCAGUGGCAGAGACGAGGCCUCUAUCGAGGUCAAGGUGCUCGAUGUACCGGCUAAGCCCGAAGGACCACUCAAGAUCUCGGACGUACAUAAAGAAGGUUGCACACUCAAAUGGAACCCUCCACUGGAUGACGGUGGCGCUCCCAUCGAUCACUACUUAGUCGAAAAGUUGGAUACGGAAACCGGACGAUGGGUUCCGGCUAUGAAGACGAAAGAUCCAAAGGCCGAAGUUGAGAACUUAGUCCCUGGACACGAGUACAAGUUCAGAGUCUCUGCUGUCAACAACGAAGGUGUUUCUGAGCCGUUAGAAGCUGAGCAUUCUAUCAUCGCUAAGAAUCCGUUCGACGAGCCUGGAAAACCAGGCACUCCAGAAGUAGUGGACUGGGAUAAAGACCACGUGGACCUCAAAUGGCAGAAGCCAAUCAAAGAUGGCGGCGCUCCCAUCACUGGCUACAUUAUCGAGAAGAGGGAGGUUGGGUCGCCGAAAUGGGUGAAAGCCUGUGAGGUGGGACCCAACGACAAUGAAAAAGCAACUGUUCCAAACCUUGACGAGGGUGUGGAGUACGAGUUCAGAGUGAAGGCUGUCAACGAAGCCGGCCCUGGAGAGCCGAGUGAUGCCAGCAAGUCCGUUGUAUGCAAACCUAGGAGACUGGCACCAAAGAUUGACCGCCGUAACCUACGGCCUAUCAAAGUACGCGAAGGCGAGCCGAUCUCACUCGACGUGAAAGUGACGGGCGAGCCCGCGCCGGACGUCACGUGGACGCUCAACGGAAAGUCCGUCAUAAGCGGCAAUGGACUUAAGCUUGUCAACGUACCAUAUCUGAGCAAAUACCAACAUGCAAGUCCGCGUCGCAAGGACGCCGGUACUUACAAGAUCCAGGCCGUCAACAAAUAUGGACAGGACACCGCCGAGUUGGAGAUCACUGUCACAUCGAAACCGGACAAGCCCGAAGGUCCAUUGGAGGUGUCUGACAUCCACAAGGACGGAUGCACGCUUAAAUGGAAGAGGCCCAAAGACGAUGGUGGGGAGCCCAUUGAGGCAUACCUCGUGGAGAAAUACGACACGGAAACUGGCACCUGGAUGCCUGUUGGCAAAACGCUCGGCAAUGUGCCCGAAAUGGAGGUUGAUGGAUUGAUCCCUGGUCACGAGUACAAGUUCCGUGUAAAGGCGAUCAACAAGGAGGGUGAAUCGGAACCGCUUGAAACCUUUGGCGCCAUUGUCGCGAAGGAUCCUUUCACUGUACCAGAAGCUCCAUCGGCACCUGUGCCGGACGAUUGGUCUGCCAAUCACGUUGACCUUAAAUGGGAAGCGCCAGUAUCAGACGGUGGCUCCCCCAUCAUUGGUUACAUUAUCGAGAAGAAGGACAAGUACAGCCCCUUGUGGGAGAAGGCCCUGGAGACUCAUACACCUACACCCAGUGCUACUAUUAAUGGGCUAAUCGAGGGCAAUGAAUACCAAUUCCGUGUGAUUGCUGUGAACAAAGCCGGUCAGAGUAAACCAUCGGAUGCCAGCAAGAACUUCGUUGCGAAACCGCGAUUCUUGGCGCCGAAGAUCGACCGCCGCCAUCUUAGAGACGUCACGCUCUCUGCCGGUUCAACGCUGAAGUUAGAGGCUGCUAUCACUGGUGAACCUGCACCCGCUGUUGAAUGGAGAUAUCAAAACAUGCCUCUGCGACCAUCGAAGGCGGUGACCAUCGACUCGCCCGACUAUUUCACCAAGCUGGUAGUACGUCCCGUACGUCGCGACGACUCUGGGGAAUACACGGUGACCGCUGUCAACUCCAGUGGCAAAGAUACCGUCACCAUCAACGUGCUCGUCACCGAUAAGCCAACUAAACCUGAAGGACCAUUGCAGAUCUCGGAUGUACACAAAGAGGGGGCGACGCUCAAGUGGAAAAGACCAAAGGACGAUGGCGGCGCCCCAAUCGAAUAUUAUCAAGUGGACAAGUUGGACACGGAAACUGGCUGCUGGGUGCCUUGUGCACGCUCUGAAGAGCCCAGGUGUGAGGUAACCGGUCUGACUCCGGGUAAGGAGUACAAGUUCCGCGUGUCGGCGGUUAACUCCGAAGGCGAGUCGGAACCACUUGUCUCGGAGACCAGUAUUGUCGCUAAAAAUCCAUUCGACGAACCUGGCGCACCAGGUACUCCAUCAGUUACCGACUGGGACAAAGAUCACGUGGACCUCAAAUGGACCCCACCCAAGGAAGAUGGUGGUGCACCUAUCGAAGGUUACAUCGUGGAGAAGAAGGACAAGUUCGGAAAUUGGGAGAAGGCUGUAGAAGUUCCGGCUGAUAAGACAACCGCCACCGUGCCUGACCUUGUUGAGGGUCAGACAUAUGAAUUCAGGGUGAGAGCUGUCAACAAGGCCGGACCAGGCGAACCCAGUGACAGCACGCAUCCAAUUGUCGCCAAGCCGAGGAACUUGGCGCCGAAGAUUGACAGGACCAACCUCAUAGACAUUAAGAUUAAAGUCGGACAGAAAUUCGGAUUCGAUGUCAAGGUUUCUGGUGAACCGAUGCCAGAAACGAAAUGGUUCCUCGCCAAGAGGGAGGUAAAGUCCGGGGGGGAGAUGAAGGUCCAACAUUCGGACUACAACACGAAGCUGAACUGCAAGUCCGCUACCAGAGCCGACAGCGGACGGUACACAAUCACCGCUGAAAAUUCCAAUGGCAAGGAUGUAGCUGAAGUCGAAGUUAUCGUGCUCAGCGUGCCAAGUCCUCCUGGAGGACCACUUAAGGUAUCAGAUGUGCACGCCAACGGUGCUAAGCUUUCAUGGAACCCACCGGCUGAUGAUGGAGGUCAACCGAUCGAGAAGUACGUUGUCGAGCGUAUGGAUGAGGCUACUGGUCGCUGGGUACAAGCUGGUGAAACACUCGGCCCAGAAACAAAUCUCGCUGUGGACGGUCUGCAGCCUGGACACAAGUACAAGUUCCGUGUACGAGCAGUUAACAGGCAAGGUAAAUCGGAGCCUCUCACAACUCCACAUGCGACAGAAGCAAAGAAUCCAUUCGAUGUCGCCGGCAAACCUGGUACACCGAAGAUCAAGGACUUCGACAAAGACUUUGUGGAGCUCGAAUGGACACGUCCGGAGGCAGAUGGUGGAGCACCUAUUACGGGCUAUGUUAUUGAGAAGAAGGACCGCUUCUCACCGGACUGGGAGGAGUGUGCUCAGAUCGAUGGUGACGUUACUACUGGCAAAGUCCCAGACCUUAUUGAGGGCAACACUUACGAGUUCCGUGUACGUGCGGUUAAUAAAGCCGGAAAAGGCGAACCGAGCGACGGAACUGCUCCUCAUCUGGCUAGGCCUAAAAACUUGCCGCCUAAGAUUGACAGGAAUUUCCUGUUCGACAUCAAAAUCAAGGUUGGCCAAAACUUCGAUCUCGAAGUGCCUGUUGCUGGGGAACCGACACCAACCAAGGAAUGGUUACACGGUGACAACGUUGUACUCAACACAGACAGAAUCAAGAUUGUCAACGACGCUCACGCUACUAAGUUCCGUGUGAUCGACGCGAAGAGAGCAGAUUCUGGAACUUACACACUUAAGGCAAAGAACAUUAAUGGAACAGAUUCGGCAACUGUCAAAGUAUUGGUUAUGGAUGUACCAUUGCCGCCAGAAGGACCACUGCGAGUGGACGAUAUUACGAAGUCCGGCUGCUCAUUGCGCUGGCGACCACCUAAAGAUGAUGGUGGCUGCGAGAUAACACACUACGUUGUUGAAAAAAUGGACCAAGAUAGUUUACGCUGGGUUCCGGCUGGAGAAGUACAAGGUUGUAACAUGCGUAUCGACCAUCUCAUCGAAGGUCAUGAUUACAACUUCCGUGUUCGUGCUGUUAAUAAACAAGGAGAGUCGCAGCCGCUCGUUGGACAAGAGCCAAUUACGGCGAAGGACCCAUAUGGCACACCAGACAAACCUGGAACUCCGGUCGUCAAAGACUGGGAUAAGGAUCACAUGGACUUAGAAUGGGUACCACCGAAGAAGGAUGGUGGCGCUCCUAUCACAGGAUACAUUAUUGAAGCAAAGAAAAAGUAUGGACCGUGGGAGGUUGCUGCUACCGUACCAGGAAAUCAAACAACAGCUACGGUUCCUGGUUUACAAGAAGGAGAGGAGUAUGAGUUUAGGGUCAUUGCUGUUAAUAAAGCAGGAAACGGUGAACCAAGUGAUGCGUCAACUCCACAAGUGGCCAAAGCCAGGUUCUGCGCACCGCACUUCGACAAAAUGUUGCUGGCCGACAAGACAGUCAAGGCUGGACAACGUAUACAGUAUGAAAUUCCGAUUGAAGCAUCGCCUAAACCGACAGUUGAAUGGCAGAUCAACGGAAAAGUUGUACAACCAUCCGAUAGGAUCGACAUUCAAAUUCUCCACAACAGGGUCAUAUUAGACAUUCCAUUCUCCGUUCGUUCUGACGGAGGAGUUUACAAACUGACCCUGAAGAAUGACCUUGGAGUCUGUUCAGCGUCUGCUCAAGUCACCGUAUUAGAUAAACCAUCAAGGCCAGAAAAGCCUCUUGUGGUGUCUGAUAUCACAAAAGAUUCAUGCUCUCUAUCAUGGAAAGUACCACUUGACGAUGGUGGCUCACCAAUAUUGCAUUAUGUUAUUGAAAAAAUGGACUUAUCGCGUGGGACAUGGUCGGAUGCCGGCAUGAGUACGUUCCUGUCCCACCAAGUCACUAGGCUCAUUCAUAUGAAGGAGUAUUUGUUUAGAGUUAGCGCUGUAAACGCCAUUGGUCAAUCCGAACCUCUAGAAUUAGACCGAGCUAUAAUUGCCAAGAAUGAAUUCGAUGAACCUUCUGCUCCUGGUAAACCUGUAGCUACCGACUGGAGCAAGAGCCACGUUGAUUUGGAAUGGGAGGCACCGAAAUCCGAUGGUGGAGCACCUAUUACCGGAUACAUCGUUCAAAAGAAAGAAAAGGGCAGUCCGUACUGGGUAAAUGCCGUGCAUGUACCACCCAAGCAGACCAAAGCUACUGUUCCGGAUUUGAUGGAGGGUCAAGACUAUGAAUUUAGAGUUAUUGCAGUUAAUCAAGCCGGACAAUCGGAACCUAGCGAGCCUUCAGAUAUUAUUACGGCUAAAGACAGAUUUGUCGCACCAAAGAUCAUUACACCACUUAAGGAGGUUCGUAUUAAGGCUGGUCUUAUAUUCCACUUGGAUGUUAAUUUCAUUGGAGAGCCAAUUCCUGAAGUUAAAUGGACCUGCGAUGGCAGGCCUGUAGCCAGUAACGAAAGAACGACAGUAACCUCAGUAGGACAUCAUACGAUCAUUCAUACUGUGAACUGCAAGCGCUCUGACGCUGGUAAAUAUAAUUUGUCAUUGAAGAACGAUUCCGGAUCUGAUGAAGGCAGCUUUGAAUUAAUAGUACUGGACGUACCAGGGGCACCUCAGCCUCCGUUCGAAUACGAAGAAAUAACUGCCCAAUCUGUUACGUUAUCGUGGAAACCGCCUAAAGAUAAUGGAGGCAGUGAACUGACAGCAUACGUUAUUGAAAAACGUGACCUUACUCAUGGCGGUGGUUGGGUACCAGCUGUAACUUACAUCAACCCGAAAUACACGCAUGCCACUGUACCACGUCUUUCGGAAGGUACCAAGUAUGAGUUUAGAGUGUUUGCAGAGAAUUUACAAGGACGAUCCGAACCUCUUGUUACUGACAAAGCAGUAGUUGCUAAGAAUCAAUACACAGUACCUGGAAAGCCUGGAAAACCGGAGCUUGUAUCUGCAGAUAAGGAUCAUAUUAAGGUUAAAUGGUCGUCUCCAAUUUCGAACGGUGGUUCGAAUAUUCUGGGAUACGAUGUUGAGAGGAGAGAUAAGGCUACUGGCCGGUGGAUCAAACUGAAUAAAGAGCCUGUAAGGUUUAAUGAAUAUGAGGAUGACAGGGUACAGGAAGGACAUCAAUACGAAUACAGAGUGUCCGCAGUGAACGCAGCUGGACCUGGUCAACCUUCUGAUCCAUCAAACGUUAUUAUUGCUAAGCCAAUGAAAGAGAAACCUAAAUUAUCACUGGAUCACCUUAUCGGCCGUAAGAUCAAGGUCCGAGCCGGUGAACCGAUAAAUAUUAACAUUCCAAUUGCCGGUGCCCCAACACCGAAAAUUAUUUGGACCAAGGGCGCUAUCUCACUUGUGCCUUCACACAGAUUGUCUACUGAAACUAGUCCUGAUGAAACCAGACUUAGCAUUGAGAAAUCUACGAGAGACGAUGCAGGCAAAUACACAGUCACAGCAUCUAAUGAAUAUGGAAAAGACUCCGCUGAUAUCGAAGUCAUUGUUGUGGACAAACCCGGCAUGCCUAAGGGACCAUUGUCAUGCACGCCUGUUACACACGAAACUAUGAGCUUAACUUGGUUACCACCCAUGGAUGAUGGCGGUAGCGAGAUCACCGGUUAUGUUGUUGAGGUUGCUGAGUUUGGAGUGAACGACUGGCGUACUGUUGCUGGUUUCUGCCCUAAAUGUUCAUUCACUGUUAAAAACUUGACUGAAGGCAAGAAAUACGUGUUUAGAGUACGUGCUGAAAACCUGUACGGAGUUUCCGAACCACUUGAAAGCAGGCCAAUAAUAGCAAAAUUGCCGUUCGAUCCACCAGAUGCGCCAGAUACGCCUAAGAUUACUGGCUACAGUGCUAAUAGCUGCUCUCUUGAAUGGCAACCACCAGCAAACACUGGUGGUAAACCCAUUACUGGUUACAACAUUGAAAAGAGGGAACGCGGUGGUGAAUGGAUAAAGGUUAACAACUAUCCUACUCCUAAUACUUGUUACACAGUUCAAGAUUUACGAGAGGGCAACCGUUACGAGUUCCGCGUUAUCGCUGUUAACGAAGCUGGACCAGGUAAACCUAGCAAACCUACAGAGCCUAUUGUAGCUCAGACACAAAGACACAAGCCUAGCGCCCCUGAAGCGCCUAAACCGGACAGAAUUACUAAGGACUCUGUUACACUUUCGUGGAGACCACCAAAGAGUGAUGGUGGCGCUAAGAUCAAGGGCUACAUUAUCCAACAGAAGGCUAAGGGAGACAAAGACUGGAAAGACGUUAACGAUGUGCCGAUUCCAAACCUUGUUCACACAGUUCCAAAGCUCAAGGAAGGUGAGGAGUAUCAAUUUAGAGUCAUUGCCGUCAAUGAAGUCGGUAAUUCAGAACCAAGCAAACCAACGUCUGAUAUUACUAUCGCGGAACAACCUAACAAACCUUGCAUGGAUCUUGGCGGUGUACGUGACAUUACGGUACGUGCGGGUGAAGAUUUCUCUAUUCACGUACCUUACACUGGCUUCCCGCAACCGACUGCUUCAUGGUUCGCUGACGAUAACUUAAUUGAUGUUGACGGUGACUCCAGAAUAUUCCAAAAGAUCACACCAGACUCUGCUUCCCUCGUUGUUAAGAAUGCGAAGAGAUCUGAUGGUGGCCAGUAUAGGUUGCAACUUCGCAACCCAUCUGGAUACGAUACAGCAACCAUCAACGUACGCGUGCUCGAUAGACCGGGUAAACCAGAAAACCUUCGGGCUGAUGAAUUCGAGGGCGAAGCACUUACAUUAUACUGGAACCCACCGAAAGACAACGGAGGCGGUGAAAUCACUAAUUACGUUGUAGAGAAACGCGAAGCGCGCUCACCUACAUGGACUAAAGUAUCCGGAUAUGUCACGACGCCGUUCUUACGCGUGAAGAACUUAACUGUCGGAAGGGACUACGAAUUCAGGGUUAUGGCUGAAAAUCAAUACGGCCAAUCUGAUCCAGCGCAAACGACUGAGCCGAUCAAGGCCAGACAUCCGUUUGACCCUCCUGGCCCACCCGGCGUACCACGCUCGGUGGAGACAACGGAGUCUUCUAUCACGAUCACAUGGACCAAGCCCCGCAACGACGGUGGCUCUCCGAUUACUGGAUAUGUACUCGAGAAGAGACUUAUCACAGAAGACAAAUGGACUAAGGCGGCACACGCACACAUUCCAGACACAACUUACAAAGUCACCGGUUUAAUUGAGAACCACGAAUACGAAUUCCGUGUGGCGGCUGUCAACGCGGCUGGGCAAGGCCCGUAUUCGCAGAGUUCGGACGCCAUUCGUGCCUGCGCACCGCCUAACUGCCCACGUAUCACCAGCGACCUUAGUCUGCGGGACAUCACUGUCAUCGCUGGCGAAGAGAUCAAGAUCACUGUACCGUUUACUGGCAAUCCAAGGCCAAAGGUAUCAUGGAUCGUGAACAACGACGAAGUGUUCCCGGACAACCGCAUACGUUUCGUGACGUCGGACCGUGACACGGUGUUCCACAACUCGUGCGCUAAACGUUCCGACACGGGCUCUUACACUGUACAGCUGGUGAACAGCGAAGGUUCUGAUAGUGGCACUUGCAGGGUACUUGUGGUUGACAAGCCAUCACCGCCGGUCGGCCCGCUGGACUGCUCAGACAUCACGCCAGACACGUGCACGUUGUCAUGGAAACCGCCGCUAGACGACGGCGGUUCACCUAUCACCAACUACGUCGUCGAGAAGAUGGACAACACUGGCGUUUGGUCGAAAAUUUCAUCAUUCGUCCGCAACUGCCACUACAACGUCAUGGGAUUGGAACCUAACAAGAAGUAUACAUUCCGCGUUCGCGCCGAAAACCAAUAUGGCGUUUCGGAACCACUUACUAUGGACGACUCUAUAACUGCCAAGUUCUCAUUCACGGUGCCCGACCCUCCUGGAAUGCCGCGCGUUCUGGACUGGGACGGCUCUACCGCCAGCAUCACGUGGGACAGACCGCGUUCAGACGGAGGCGCCAGGAUCCAAGGAUACAAGAUGGAAUUCCGAGACGUGCAAGACAAUGUUUGGUCAAGCGCAGAUUACCUCGUCAAAGAUUGCAACUACCAGGCAUACAACUUGGAGCCGGGGCACGAGUACGAAUUCCGCGUGCGCGCGAAGAACGCGGCCGGGUUCAGCAAGCACUCGGCCAGCUCGGCGCCGUUCCGCGUGCGCGCGCGCGCCGGCCCGCCCGCGCCGCCGCAGAGCCCGCGCGUGCUGCGCGUCGGCCGCAACUACGUGGACCUGGCCUGGCAGGCGCCCGCCAGCGACGGAGGUUCUCGUAUAACUGGCUACAUAAUCGAGCGUCGCGAGAUGACCAGUUCAAUAUGGAUCAAGUGCAACGACUACAACGUGCAGGACACAAGCUUCACGGCGCUCAACUUGCACGAGAAAUGCGACUACGAGUUCCGCAUCAUCGCUGUCAACUCUGCAGGCAAGUCGGAACCUUCGAGCUGCACGACGCCGGUCCGCACGGGCGAGGAGGCGGGCGGUGUGAAGCCGGAGUGGCUGAAACCGCUGCCGGCGCAUAUGACUGCUCCGCUGGGCCGCCCAUUCACGCUGCAGUGCCAGGCCAGCGGCACGCCCGUGCCCACCGGCCGCUGGCUGAAGAACGGCCGCGAGGUCGUUCUUGGUGCCAGGUUCAUAGCCGAAUCCCGGGAAGGCACGCUGAAGUUGAACAUUCUAGAGGCCUCAGACGGAGAUGAGGGUGACUACACAUGCGAGGCCAUCAACAGCCUUGGCUCCAUCUACUGCAUCGGACAUCUUAAGAUUGGAAGUCCACCUCGCAUCACGCGAAUGCCGGGAGACCUGCACCUACCAGAACACGACAACACCAAAAUCAAGAUCCUGUACUCUGGAGACCAGCCCGUGGACGUUACGUUGUCACGAGACGGACACACGCUUAGCGAGAGCCCGCAUCUCAAAUACACGGUCUUCGACGACUAUAUUCUCAUAUUUAUCAAGGAUAUCACUAAGGAUGAUAUGGGCACAUAUAAACUGAAAAUCAAGAACAACUCCGGUGAAGCGUCAGAUACGUUCUCGAUCACCGUAACGGGCUUGCCAGGGCCACCACAAGGUCCACUGGAAGUCAGUGACAUAUCGCGUCACACAUGCACUUUGGCAUGGAAACCGCCCGCAUACGAUGGUGGCCUACCCAUCACUCACUACGUGGUCGAACGUAUCGAUAUAUCCGGCACUACGUGGAUCACAAUCGCUUCGUCUGUCCGUGACACGAAGUUCACAGUUCUCGGCCUCACAGAGGGUCAGGAGUACAACUUCAGGGUCCACGCCGCCAAUGAUAAUGGAAUUGGACCUGGGCUGGAGGGUGUUAAUCCUGUUAAGGCGAAGGCACCGUUCGAUCCGCCUUCUGCUCCUGGUAUUCCGAAGAUCCUUGAGGUUGGAGGUCACUUCGUCCAUCUGGAAUGGGACAAGCCUGAAAGCGACGGCGGAGCUAGAAUACAAGGUUACUGGGUGGAGAAGCGCGAGGUGGGCUCUGCGGCCUGGCAGCGCGUGAACGCGGCGCUGUGCGCGGCCACGCAGCUCAACUGCGCCAACCUGAUCGAGGGCCGGCGCUACGAGUUCCAGGUCACGGCGGUCAACGAGGCCGGGCCCUCGCCGCCCAGCCGCGCCAGCCAGCAGGUCGUCGUCCAAGAUCCCAAAGCGGCAACGCCACCUGAGAUCGUGAAACCACUCAAAAACGCCAACUGCAUACAGAACCACAACGCCAAGUUCCAGUGCACCAUCACUGGAUCACCGAAACCAACGAUCACGUGGUACAAGGGCGCCCGCGAUAUAACGAACGGGCCACGGCACCGUAUCUGGAGCGAGGGUGACAAUCACUUCCUGACCGUGAUGGACGUGUUCGGCGAAGACGCCGACGAGUAUGUGUGCCGCGCCGUCAACAGCGCUGGCGUUAAGAGCACUCGCGCUGAGCUGCUUAUCAUGACUGCACCGAAACUAAACGUACCGCCUCGCUUCCGCGACACGGCAUAUUUCGACAAGGGCGAAAACGUUGUCAUCAAGAUUCCGUUCACUGGUCAUCCGGUGCCCAAGAUCACGUGGGUGCGAGAGGGAGAGACGAUCGAGUCCGGACUGCACUAUCACGUUGAGAGGAAAGAGCGUCACGCAAUCUUAACAAUUCGUGAUGCCAGCAAGAUGGACUCCGGUCCGUACAGAAUUACGGCUGAGAACGAACUUGGGCAGGAUUCUGCUGUUAUCAACAUUGAAAUUAGCGACCGUCCGGACCCGCCGCGGUUCCCAGUGGUGGACAACAUCGGCGUGGACUCGCUGGCCGUGAGCUGGCGCGCGCCGAUGUGGGACGGCGGCUCCGAUAUCACCAACUACCUGGUGGAGAAGCGCGAGCACCCCAUGACCAGCUGGAUCCGUGUAGGAAACACCAGGUUUACAACAAUGGCGGUUACGGGCUUGGUCCCAGGCAAGCAGUACGAGUUCCGCGUAUACGCAGAGAACAUCUACGGACGCUCGGAGCCAAGCGAGCCUACCACGCUGGUGCAAACCAAGUCCAUUAUUAAGAAGGAGUUCAAGAAGAAGGAGUACCCAGUGGACGAAACUGGCAAGCGAAUCCGCACCAACGCCGAUCACGGACCAAUAAAGGAUUACGACAGCUACGUAUUCGACGUGUACAGCAAGUACGUGCCGCAGCCUGUCGACAUAAACACGUGCUCUGUUUACGACAAGUACGACAUACUCGAAGAGAUUGGCACAGGUGCGUUCGGCGUGGUACAUCGCUGCCGCGAGAGAAGCACCGGCAACUACUUCGCGGCUAAGUUCAUACCCGUAUCUGGGGCUAUGGAGAAGGAACUGAUUAAGAAAGAGAUUGAUAUCAUGAACCAAUUGCAUCACAGGAAACUGAUUAAUCUGCACGAUGCAUUCGAGGAUGAUGACGAGAUGGUGCUUAUAUUCGAAUUCCUCUCCGGUGGAGAACUGUUCGAGCGCAUCACGGAGCCGGGCUACAGCAUGAGCGAGGCCGAGGCUGCGCACUACAUGCGCCAGAUCUGCGAGGGAGUGAAACACAUGCACGAGCAGAACAUCAUACAUCUAGACCUCAAGCCCGAGAACGUCAUGUGCCAGACACGCACCGGCACCGACGUCAAGAUCAUCGACUUUGGCCUGGCUACAAAGUUGGAUCCCAACGAAGUGGUCAAGAUAUCCACUGGUACAGCCGAGUUCGCCGCACCCGAAAUAGUUGAGCGCGAACCUGUCGGCUUCUACACAGACAUGUGGGCUGUGGGCGUGCUCGCAUACGUGCUAUUGUCCGGAUUGUCACCAUUUGCGGGCAACAAUGAUAUCGAGACGCUCAAGAAUGUGAAGGCUUGCGACUGGGAGUUCGAUGAGGAGGCCUUCCAACACGUUUCAGACGACGCCAAAGACUUUAUUCGCAGGCUGCUUGUUAAGAACAAGGAGAAGCGCAUGACUGCGCACGAGUGCCUGGCGCACGCGUGGCUGGGCGGCGGCUCAGCCUCGCGCACCGCGCCCCUCCCCGCUCACCGCUACGAGCUCAUGCGGGACCGCCUGCGCGCCAGAUACCAGAACUGGUCGUCAUUCGUACUGCCCAUCGGCAGGCUAAGCGAGUACAGCUCACUGCGCAAGUUGCUCAUCGAGAAGUGGAAGAUCUACGAUGGACAGUUCGACCGUCGCCAAGCUGCACCACGCUUCGUAAUCAAACCUCAGUCCGCGUUCUGCUACGAGGGCCAGUCAGUGAAGCUGUACUGCCGCAUUGUGGCCUGCGCUACUCCUACAGUGACGUGGUCGAGGAACAACAGGGAGUUACGACAAUCCGUCAAGUUUAUGAAGAGGUACACUGGCAACGAUUACUACUUCAUCAUCAACCGCACGAAGUUGGAGGACCGCGGUGAAUAUAUCAUUCGCGCGGAGAACCACUACGGCUUCCGCGAGGAAGUCGUCUUCCUCAACGUGCAACCGGUACCACGCGUCCAACGCCAACCACAGGCUGAAGCGCCACGUCGCCGUGAAGCGCUGCCGUACACGUUCUGGCAGGAGUCGAGCGAGACCGCGCCUGCGUUCACGUUCCAGCUGCGGCCGCGUGUCAUGCAGGCCCGGGACACCUGCAAACUGCUCUGCUGUCUCAGCGGAAAGCCCACACCUACUGUCAAGUGGUAUAAGGAUAAGAGAGAGCUCUCUAAAUACGACUACACGAUGAGCCACUCGGAUGGUGUGGUGACCAUGGAGAUAAUCGACUGCAGACCUGAGGACAGUGGCAAAUACACGUGUGUCGCCACCAACGUGCACGGCACUGACGAGACCUCGUGUGUCGUCAUCGUUGAAGGCGAGGUGAUAAGUCCCGAGCAGGCUCAACUUGCCCAUAACUUCUUACAUUCGGGCGACCGCCGAUACAUCGAGAAACCACUUAAACCUGCGCCACCACCUAUCAUUACCAAAACAAAGGUGACAAUAGACCCGCCGAGCAGGAGUCAACAGCCUAGACCAAAGUACUCGCCACAGAGCUCCUUAGAGCCUGGUAAGAAGAAAUACGGCGCCAAGCUGGACUCUGAUUCUGCGUCGUCUAGGUCACGAAGUGCUACCAAGGAAUUAGUUUUGCCGGCGUCGGACUCUACGAUGUGCGCGCCGUCGUUUGCGCGCGCGCUGCCCGAUGCGCUGACGGCGCGCGACGCUGCGCCGCUGCUGCUGUCGUGCAGCGUGCGCGGCGACCCCGACCCGCGCGUCGAGUGGUACAAGGACGGACAGCCGUUGCACUCCUCUGAGGUUGUGAAUCUCAAGUACAAGAACGGCGUCGCAUCUCUGGCUAUCAACGAAGUGUUCCCUGAAGACGAAGGCGUGUACUCGCUGAAGGCCAUCAACAGCCAGGGUGAAGUCGAAACCAAAUGCAAAGUCACAGUAAAAGCCGCAGAUGCUGCAGCAUCAGCUGGAUCAGGCAAGUCUGGGGACAAACCUCCAAGGAUUGUAGACCACGCGGUGUCGCAGGUCGUCAAUGAUGGAGACUCUGUUACACUAUCCUGCAGGAUCGUGGGCGCGGAGAGAUUUGAUGUAGUGUGGCUCCACAACUACAAGGAGAUCAAACCGUCGAAGGACUUCCAGUACUCCAGUGAGGCGAAUAUUCAUAAGCUUCACAUCGCCGAAAUAUUCCCCGAGGACGCUGGCGUAUACACAUGCGAGGCGUUCAACGAUGCGGGCGAGUCGUUCUCUUCGUGUACACUGGUUGUCUCAGUGGCUGGAGAGACUCCGUCCGCGCCGCAGUACACUGUCUUCCCGGUAUCAACAACUGUCAGCGCCUCCGAGUCCGCCGUGUUCACAGCUGAACUGGAUAAGCCAUCACUCCAGCUCCAGUGGCUAAAGGACGGCAAGCCGAUCGACGAGAGCUCAUCUAGAUAUAACUUCACAAUGGAAGGCAAUACUUACCGCUUUGAAAUUUCCAAGUGCAAUUCAGAAGACAGUGGGCAAUACCAGGCGCGUGCUGUGGGACAAAAAGGAGACUCUUUAGCUGCGUUCUACUUGAACGUGGUUGACAAUUAA